Fusarium pseudograminearum CS3096 is the source of this 1650-nucleotide messenger RNA. RefSeq lists its product as uncharacterized. The record is from RefSeq and is a predicted model, not a curated record. The coding region runs from base 1 to 1650 and encodes 549 amino acids. Gene Ontology annotation, cellular component: cytoplasm. The transcript has 3 exons. Lineage: Eukaryota; Fungi; Ascomycota; Sordariomycetes; Hypocreales; Nectriaceae. Gene Ontology annotation, molecular function: zinc ion binding; ubiquitin protein ligase activity.
AUGUCUGCAGAAGCUCCCGCGCAAGAUGCGCCUCAACAAGAAUCUCGACCGCGGAAAGACAGCUUCUCUGGAAAGUCGCAAACUUCGGAGACUUCACAAACUGCGGCUGAAUUCAUUCGAUCGCAAGAAGCUCUCGAAGCUGAUGCCCGCGAGGCUUUACCCUAUAGCAUUGACACAUGCACCAAAAUCCUCGGGCCCCUGCGACAAGCCGUUUUCGCAUGCUUAACUUGCAAUCCGCCUCCAGCUAAAGAUGGCGACGACUGGACACCCGCCGGUGUAUGCUACGCUUGUUCUAUCCAAUGCCAUGGCGAACAUAACCUCGUCGAAAUCUUCCAGAAGCGCAACUUUACAUGCGACUGCGGUACCAAGCGCAUUCCCUCGACAAGCCCAUGCACUCUCCGUCUGAACGAGGCAACCAACACUCGAGGCGGGGUGCAUUCCGAAGAACCUGAUGUGAACAACAAAUACAACCAUAACUUCCGCAACAGAUUCUGCGGUUGCGAUUGCGAUUAUGACCCGUUCCAACAAAAGGGCACAAUGUUUCAGUGUCUUGGCCUAGGAACGGUAGAGACGGGCGGAUGUGGCGAGGAUUGGUAUCAUCCAGGAUGUCUUGUCGGCAUGGGACCUAACUGGUUCGAAAAGAUGGAAAAGCCGAAGAAGACAGCACCGGAAAACAAUGAAGAAGGAAAAUUGACAACAAUUGCCGAGGGCAAUGAAGAGAAACAGGACCCUGCCCAGACCGCUGGCCAGGACAAGGAGAAGGCCGCUGAAAAUGCGGUUGAAGCAGACGAGGGUGAAGAUGAAGAUGUCCCUAUGCCCCCCGGAUUCCCCGAAGAAGAUGCAUUCGAAGCUUUCCUGUGCUACAAGUGUGUCGAGGCGCACCCGUGGAUCAAGCGCUAUGCUGGUACUUCAGGCUUCCUUCCAGCCGUAUUCCUCAACCAACCGGAUUCCGAGCCAAAGAAGGAGCCCGAGUCCACGAAGGAGGAGUCUGUCCCUGCAACUGAGACUGCAGUUGCAGCUGAGGCUGGCCAAGAUUCACGAAAGCGCAAGGCUGAUGACGACGUAGAGGAGCCUACAGAAGUCAAGCGCGUCAAGAGUGAAUCUCAAUCCGGGGACGAAAAGCCUAAUGAAGAGGCAACAUCCACGGACAAGCUCCCCUGCAAGCUGAAAGACCUCCCACCUGCCCCUGGAGGACAGUUUUCUCUCUUCCUCAAAGAAGAAUUCCGUGAAGCCUUCUGUCGCUGCUCAUCUUGCUACCCCCAUCUCAACCCCCACCCACAACUUCUUGAGGAGGAAGAGGUCUACGAACCCCCUCUGUCUGAUGGAGGUUCUCAAGUCGACGGUAACGGUGGCGGCUCGCACGGAAGUGGUAGUCUUCUAGAGCGUGGUGAAAGCGCUCUUCGCAACGUCGACCGUGUGCGAGCUAUUGAGGGCGUGAUGGCUUACAACCAUCUCAAGGAGCAGCUCAAGCCGUUCUUCCAGCAAUUCGCCGAGAGUGGACAGGCAAUUGGAGCUGAAGACAUCAAGGCUUACUUUGCUAAGCUCAGAGGUGACGAGAAAGGUAUCGAAGAAGCUGCUGCAGGUGCCAAAGAUGGAGAGGGUAGUGGCAGUGGCGAUGGGGAUAACCGAAAGGAGCAGAGCGGGUUUUGA